Pogoniulus pusillus (Red-fronted tinkerbird) is the source of this 2133-nucleotide messenger RNA. RefSeq names its product coiled-coil domain containing 13 (gene CCDC13). Lineage: Eukaryota; Metazoa; Chordata; Aves; Piciformes; Lybiidae. The record is from RefSeq and is a predicted model, not a curated record. Gene Ontology annotation, cellular component: centriolar satellite. Bases 95 to 1933 code for a protein of 612 amino acids. Gene Ontology annotation, biological process: cytoplasmic microtubule organization; non-motile cilium assembly. The transcript has 15 exons.
CCGGGCCCUUAGUGGGACCGGCAACCGGCAGGAAAGGGCGGCUGGGGCCAUGCUCCCGUUGCCCUUGAGGCCCGGGAAGGCUGUUUCGUAAACAAUGGAGUCAGACAUAAAAGUGAAUGAAUAUUUUAAAAGCCAAUUUAAGGCUUAUCAAGAGCAACAGCAAAAGCGUCUGCAAAGCCUAAUGGAGAGGAAGAAAGAAAAGCAAAACAGUGAUAAUGGCAAUGCAAAGGAAGCUUUCAGAAUCCCAAAUGAUCUAAACCUGUUUGAAACAGAACAACCUGUAAGUGAAGAUGACAGCAAAAGAUUGCUUGAGGCUGAGAACGAGCAGCUCCAGGAUCAGCUCCAAGUGGCCCAAGAUGAGAACUGCAGACUGAACAAACUGGUGACAGAGAAAGAAUUUGAAAUAAAGCAACUCCAGAAAAAACUACAGGAGGACAGAGUGGCUUUGUCAGGGACAUCUGGUUUAGCUGGAGAUGUUGCAGCUACUAAAAUAGUUGAAUUGGCCAAAAAGAAUCGUGAGCUGACUGCUGAGACUGAGAGUCAAAAAGCCAAAGUGAAGCAACUGAGUAACAGAGUCAAAGAGCUGGAGAGAGAACUACAGACAGCCAUGGAAAAAAUACAUUCUCUUGGUGGUGAUGGAGAAAUCAAGCAAUCAACUGUGAAGAUAAGAGAAGGAAACUUGGCUAAAAGUGCAGAGGUGAAAGCAUUGCAAGAAAAAGUAAUGGCAGCCAACUUUAAAGUGGCAGAGUAUCGUAACCAGCUCCAGUCUGCAAAGCAGGAACUGAAGGUGACUCAAAAGCUUUUAGCAAAUGAAGUUGGUGAAGAUGUGAAUAUUCAGAGUCUCUUGAGCAAUUCUGGCAGCUGGCGUGGACGAGCUCAGCAGAUUAUUGUUCUCCAAAGCAAGGUUCAAGAGCUGAAAAAUCAAUUGGCUCAAUAUAAGACCAGAACAUCACUGAGUGAGUUUGAUGAGGAAUUGCUGGCACUUACUGACCCAAGGAAGUUGUCAGCCCAAGAGAAGAACUUGUUGAAGAUUCGCAACUUGGAAAAAGGAAAUAAAGAAACUUUGGAGAGACUCACUGGGGAACGUGAUACACUCCAAAAGAGUUAUGAGGAAGUGAAAACUAAACUUGAGGCAUCAAAAGCCAGGAACAAAGUACUGUGCGGUGAGGUGAAAACCCUGAAGGGACAGAUCAUAACCCUGCUGGAGAAAGGAAAACACGACGACGAGCUCAUCGACACCUUACUGCAUUACCAACACAAGGAAAUGCAGGAGAUGUUAAAGCACCUGAGCCAGCAGCUUGAGAAGUAUGAGGAGUCCCAGCAGAUGCUAUGGCCACACUGGAACAGUGAGGCUCAGAGAUCAGAGUGCCUUAUAGGGCAGCUGAGACAGAUGGUGGCUGAACGAGAAGCAAAGGUUAAAGAGCUGGAAAAAGAAAUUGAGCAACUCACAUAUCAGAAGUCUGCUCAUCAGUGGAACAGUUCAGGAGCUGCUGAUCCACCACCUUCUGAGCGCUCAGAAGAUACAGGUUUUACUCUGCUUAAUCCUCUGCCAUCAGACAGCAGUCAAGGUGGACUGAUUGGAUCUGCUCGCGUAGUGUCCAAGAUGGGCCAUACACUUGUAGAAUCGGCAGCUACUCAGCCUUCUGUUCUUGAUAGUGACAUCACACCUGGAAGGUUCUCUGGCACUGACAGACAGGAAUUGAAAGUGCUGCAGACACAGAUCACGGAGCAGGAGGCUCUCUAUCAGGCUGCUGAAGUGGAAAGAGACAAGCUCCUGGACCUGUUUGCUGUGCUGCAGAAAAGGGUGGAGGAAGGCAGUGAUCAACUCUUGGAGGCUGAGAAGAGACUUCAGGAAGGGCGGCAGAGACGUGUCAUUUUGGAACAGCAGCUUGAAAACCUGCAGGUGGAUCCUGCUGCGGUUCUUAAUAAAUAAUGUGAGGCUUGUGACCCAGCUGGAGGAGAACAAAGCUCUGAAGGCUGCUUUGGAGACUACUGUGAGAAAGAAAGAAAAAAAGAGCAAGACUUUAAACUGUACCAACACACAAUGGACCGAGUGAAGGAUAUCUUUUUACAGGCCAUUUGGCAGCAAAAACAAGAGAAGGGUUAAGAUACUCAGAGUCCUUUGGUCUGCAA